Messenger RNA from Dacryopinax primogenitus, 177 nucleotides. RefSeq lists its product as uncharacterized. The record is from RefSeq and is a predicted model, not a curated record. The transcript is spliced from 2 exons. Lineage: Eukaryota; Fungi; Basidiomycota; Dacrymycetes; Dacrymycetales; Dacrymycetaceae. The coding region runs from base 1 to 177 and encodes 58 amino acids.
AUGCCACCUGCAGUGUCUGCCACUCUCACGCAAGGGCAUGCCAUAUCUGCCACCUUGAAGGAACAGCUACAGCAACUGAUGGACAAUAUCAGCCACUUGGAUAGUGCCCUGCACAUGGGCUUUGCUUCAGAUUUGAUGGCCUCAGCAGUGUUGACUGAGCUCUCACACACUCAAUGA